GCAGUACUGCAUGUGGUCUCCUGCGAUGGCUGUCGCUAGGGUGUCGUCCGAGGUUCCUAGCAAGUGUAUGCAUCGCCAUUGGAGGUGCCUCGGCUGUUCCCAUGCCUGUUCGCUGCAGAGCUUAAAAACGACUGGGCUAUGCCGUAUCGAAGCAUCAUAGCCCCACGCUCCCGUUCACAUUUAUUUCCUUUACAUCUGAUCUCGAGGAUCUGUUCAGCACCCUGCAAUUGGCCCUACUGCCUAUAGUCUUAUGUGAAGUCGCCUCAAAAGCGUCUUUGUGCUCCAGAAUCAGCAAUGGCGGAACAGCCCAAGAUCACGCUUCACUGGCUCAACGGCUCGCGAGCCAACUCCAUGCUAUGGCUUCUGGAGGAGCUUGAAGUCCCGUACGAUGUCAAAGUCUAUCAUAGGCAGUCAAACAUGUUGGCACCUCCUGAGUUGGAGAAGGUGCACCCUCUUGGGAAGUCUCCCGUCAUUACUGUUGAGGCGCCCGGGGCAUCAGAACCGGUGGUUCUGGCCGAGAGCGGCUUCAUCUUCCAGUACCUCUGCGACCACUUUGCCCAAGGCAAGACAAUCAUCCCAAAGCGGUGGAAGGAUGGGCAGGAGGGCAAGUUCCUCGGAGAGACAGAAGCCUGGAUGCGUUACUCGUAUCUCCUCCACUACGCUGAGGGGUCAUUCAUGCCCAACUUGGUGAUGUACUUGGUCCUGUCCGCCCUCAAGUCUAACCAGGUGCCUUUCUUUGUUCGGCCCAUCUCCUCCGCCAUUGCCAAUCGCAUCAUCUCGAUGAUGGUAUAUCCCAACGUCAAGAAGCACCUGGCAUUUCUGGAGAAGCAGCUGGAGACUUCGGGUGGGGAUUUCCUCACGGGGCCAAACCUCACAGCAGCCGACAUCAUGAUGAGCUACCCGCUGCUCGCAGGCAAGUCGGGCUUCGAUGGAAUGGGAAAGUUUGCCAAGGGCACAGCCAAAGAAUCUUUUCCCAAAGUCUAUGAGUACAUGGACAGGCUUGAAGCCCAGGCAGGCUGGAAGAAGGCUGUCCAAAAGACCAAGGACAUUGACGGCGGUAAGUUCAGCCUUGUCCCUCAGCCUGCCUGAGCAAUGUCCUUCGCAGAAGAAGAAUGGUCGAUGCACCCUGGGUAUAUGUAGUGUGUAAUGCGAGGUGGACGAUAAUGAUGACGCUACCCAGGAAAUCACCAUCUCUGGCCGAGGAGGGGAGGGAUGAAACUGUCGAGGAUAUAGGCCCCAGGGCUGCCCCGGGGGGGGAGACGGGCCAGAGAGGGCAGUGCAGGUAAUGAUUAGUCCGGUUAAAUCCAGUCACAGCUCUAGUGAUCCUCAAUCCAUCCAUGAUGUAUUUAGUAUUCGGCUGCAGCCCCAUCUCAGAGACAUCUAUCCCGGAGUGUCUGCCUGGGCGGGGCCCGGGCUUUCGGCGCGUUCCAACCACCCGCGCGGAGAAAUGGAGCCCGACCGAUAUUGAGACAGCUUGAUGCGGGCGAUGAAGAAACGAAUCUGAAGGUGUCGACACGGUCAAUUGUCCUCGACCCUUGUGUUUUGGCGCCGCAGGCCAUGGAGCACAAGAAACGGUGGCAGAGUGGCAGAGUGGCAGAGUGGUAAGCUGAGCUGAGCCGAGUCGAUCAGAUCAGCAUUGGGCUGACGGGUCGGCCCAAUGUGGCCGUGGCCGCCUUGGUCGGUUGUCCCUGCUUGGCAUCUGCAACUUGGCAUCUAUUAAUGCA
Molecule: messenger RNA, 1724 nt
Organism: Diaporthe batatas
Lineage: Eukaryota; Fungi; Ascomycota; Sordariomycetes; Diaporthales; Diaporthaceae
Exons: 4
Coding region: 295-1089 (264 amino acids)
Source: RefSeq, a predicted model, not a curated record